This is a messenger RNA of Aquila chrysaetos chrysaetos, 378 nucleotides long. Its product is annotated as avidin-like. The transcript is spliced from 3 exons. The coding region runs from base 1 to 378 and encodes 125 amino acids. Gene Ontology annotation, molecular function: biotin binding. The record is from RefSeq and is a predicted model, not a curated record. Lineage: Eukaryota; Metazoa; Chordata; Aves; Accipitriformes; Accipitridae.
AUGAACCUGAGGGCUCUGCCCAUCCCAUACAACGUGACUGGUUGGUGGGAGAAGGAGCUGGGCUCCUGGAUGCACGCGUCCACGGCUGACAGCCAGGGCAACUUCUCUGGUCAGUACCACACCGCCGUGUCGAGUGCCCAGAAACCCAUCGAGCCGUCCCACCUUGUCAGCUCCCAGCACUUGGAUGAGGAUGGGCAGUGCACCUUGGGCUUCACUGUCAACUGGAAGAAGUUUUCUGCCACCGCUCCCCCGGACUCCACAGCUGUCUUCAUGAGCCAGUGCUUUGCUGGGGACAGUGGGGAGGAGGUCCUGCAGACCUCCUGGUUGCUGCGGGAGAAGGUCACCUCCCUGCUCAGUGACUGGAAAGCCACCAGGUGA